Messenger RNA from Vigna radiata var. radiata (mung bean), 897 nucleotides. RefSeq lists its product as uncharacterized. The record is from RefSeq and is a predicted model, not a curated record. NCBI's taxonomy places the organism in Eukaryota, Viridiplantae, Streptophyta, Magnoliopsida, Fabales, Fabaceae. The coding region runs from base 1 to 897 and encodes 298 amino acids. The transcript has a single exon.
AUGCCGUUAGGUCCCCGCUAUGACCAUUAUGCAAACCUCAACACAUCUAGAGAAAGGAUAUUUGACAAAGCCCUACAAGCCAACCUCAUUUUCGUACGAAGACGAGAGACACCCGUGGACGCAGACAAUACUAAAAUCUGCAGAUACCACGAUGAUGGGGGACACACUACCGAAGGCUGUCAAGGACUGAAGGAUGAACUAGAGAGGCUUAUCCGAGCGAGAGGCUCCCCUAGAAAGGAGCCCAUUCGAAGAAGUCCGGAGAAAACCACUCGGCCAACAGACCGGUCGAGAAGUCGUUCCCGAGGAAGAGCAUACGAUAGGCCAGCUAGGGGACGCAUUGAUACGAUCUCUCGAGGGUUUGCUGGGGGAGGGGCGUCAUCCUCUACCCGGAAAAGGCAUCUGCGAAACCUGCAAAGUGUUCACAAUGUAAGCCGUCACCAUCUAUCAAUUCCGGACAUCACGUUCACCAACGCAGACUUCCAUGCCCCGGAUCCUGACCAAGAUGACCCUAUGGUCAUUACCGCACGGAUAACACAAUAUGAUGUUAGCAAAGUUCUGAUUGACCAAGGAACCUCAGUCAACAUACUCUACUGGUCCACGUUCCAGAAAAUGGAAUUUUCAGAGGAUGUCGUCGCCCCUUUUAAUGAACAGAUCGUAGGGUUCGCCGGGGAAAGGGUAGACACUCAGGGAUACUUGGACCUACGAACACCACUAGGUACGGGAGAACGUUCGAAAGAACUACGCGUACGGUUUUUACUGGUGGAAGCCAAUACCGCCUACAAUGCUAUUUUCGGACGACCUUGCCUGAAUGCUUUCGGUGCAAUCAUGUCCAUUCCCCACCUGGCGAUGAAGUUUCCGUCCGAAAAAGGGAACAUAUGUACAGUGAAAGCAGACUAG